AUGGUGAUUACUACUAGAAUUAGAAAGAAAACUAAAAUACAAAAAAAAACUAAAAAAACAAAAGAUAAUAAUGAAUUGGUUGAUUUCAAAAAUCAAAUUAAUCAACUCAUAUUUUGUCGAUGUUGUAAAAAAAAAAGCAAAGAAAAAAAAAGGAGACAACACAGAGUGAAUAAUAUUGUUGAUAAUAAUGAUUCCAAUAAUGAUGAUGAUUGCAUAUUUUCUUUUUUUUGUUCUCUCUCCCUUUUACAAAAAUGUGGGGAGAUUUUUUUUAUUUGUGACUGGUUAGAAUUUUCUUUUGGUUUCUGGUUCUCCGAUUGUUUCUCUCCCUCCCUAAAAAAUCGCUGCCAAAAAGACAGAACCUAUACGGUUCUCCUCAUUUAUUGGUUGCAAGAAAAUAAUUGUUGUUUUUAUUCUUUCCCCAAAUUUAUUCAGCCAACAAAUGAUACCAUCUAUUUCUGA
Messenger RNA from Candida tropicalis MYA-3404, 459 nucleotides. RefSeq lists its product as uncharacterized. The record is from RefSeq and is a predicted model, not a curated record. The transcript has a single exon. Bases 1 to 459 code for a protein of 152 amino acids. NCBI's taxonomy places the organism in Eukaryota, Fungi, Ascomycota, Pichiomycetes, Serinales, Debaryomycetaceae.